Messenger RNA from Parastagonospora nodorum SN15, 581 nucleotides. RefSeq lists its product as hypothetical. Gene Ontology annotation, molecular function: SNAP receptor activity; syntaxin binding. Gene Ontology annotation, cellular component: plasma membrane; SNARE complex. The record is from RefSeq and is a predicted model, not a curated record. The transcript has 3 exons. NCBI's taxonomy places the organism in Eukaryota, Fungi, Ascomycota, Dothideomycetes, Pleosporales, Phaeosphaeriaceae. Gene Ontology annotation, biological process: vesicle-mediated transport; vesicle fusion. Bases 1 to 357 code for a protein of 118 amino acids.
AUGGCCGACCGCGAGCAGCCCUACGACCCCUACAUUCCCGCCAGCGGCGGCGGUGCAAACGCCCAGCAGCCCGGGAACCACCGCAAUGAAGCCAUCCAAGCUGAAAUCAACGGCGCCAUCCAGGAGAUGGACAGGAAUGUGCGGCAGCUGAAAGCCCGAGAAGAGCGCCUAGACUCUCUCCAGAACAAGACAGACAAUCUCGCCCAGUCUGCACAGGGCUUCCGACGGGGCGCCAACAAAGUGCGCAAGCAGAUGUGGUGGAAGGACAUGAAGAUGCGCAUGUGCCUCAUUGUCGGCAUCAUCAUCCUGCUUGUCAUCAUCAUUGUGCCUUCUGUCGUUGCGACGAAGAAGAACUAGGCGCUCCAUGUCCACUACAACGAAACAUAGUCUAUAAUAAUUGCAAAGGGUGCGGGAGCUGUAAGCCACACUGGGAGGGGAGGUGGCCACGAUUUGUGCUGUACACAGCGAGAGACAUGAGUUCGUGUAGGACUCAUGACUACGGCGAAAUGGGAGCGACCACUUGGAUCUAUUCUUGUCUUUCUUUGCAUACCGCCGGGCAGCUGGCUCCUGUGCAAUGGAAC